Messenger RNA from Dicentrarchus labrax (European seabass), 1610 nucleotides. RefSeq names its product actin-associated protein FAM107A. The record is from RefSeq and is a predicted model, not a curated record. Lineage: Eukaryota; Metazoa; Chordata; Actinopteri; Moronidae. Gene Ontology annotation, biological process: regulation of actin cytoskeleton organization; actin filament polymerization; actin filament bundle assembly. Gene Ontology annotation, cellular component: neuron projection; stress fiber; synapse.
AUGGAGUCAAAGCUGAAGCCUCCUCAGGUCAAUCAAACCCCAUUAGCUUCCAGGACUCACAACGAGCUUCACAAAGAACUGCUCCUGGCCCACAAGAAGGGUCUGGCACUUAGCAGCAGGUCAGAACUUCAGCAGGUGCUGGAGAGGAGGAAGAGGGUCCAAAGUGACCAGGAAGAGGAGGGACAGGGCAGGACUCCUCUGGAAGAUGUGCUACUCAGACGUCAGCAGAAACAACUUGAGAGGGAGAAGGAACAGGAGGAGAAGGUACGAGAGGAGGCCCAGUUGAUGGAGUUUGUUAGAGUCCGACAGAACCUGAGAAAGAUCCACUCAGCCAUCCAGGGCCAGGCUGCAAACUCCUUAAGUGCAACAGAAGAACGUUUUUUAAAAUGAACUCAUAACUUAAAACCUACUCCCCUUCACUUCAAGUAAUGAGGAGCAUGCUGAAAGAUAAUAAGUAUUAUAGUUCAAUGAUAGAGAUUUUUUUAAACACACAAAUUCACAGAUACUUAUUGAAGGAGUGUUCUUUUAUAGCAAUGUGUAAAUUUAAUCUGCAUGUUUAUAGCCAAUACAACAGAUCACUAUAUCUUGACAGUAGUACAUGAGAAAGAUAAUCUGUGAAAUAAUCAGGUUCCUCUGGCUCCUCCUAGUGCACCUAAUGGCAUUUACAAGAAUCUACCGAGCCUGAAUGAAAAUCAGAUCAGAGCUCAGAAUGAUACUUGAUUGUUCAGUCUCAUUCCCAAACAGAUUAUCUGUCUCAUGUACUACUGUCAGGAAAUAUUCUUAUAUAAGGUUACCUACUGCAGCUUUAACCAAAUGGGCAGUUCAGGGUUAGGGUUAAGGUUACUGUGGGCAAAUGAAAACCAAGAAAAAUAUAAUGCUGCAGCAAGCACAGGUUUGGACAUGUGACCACGCUGACCAGAACAGUGCAGGAGAAGAAGUAAUUUAGGGACUGAAGAUUUGGAGAAACAGAAACCAAAUGGAGACUGAUGCCCUGGCUGUUUGUUUGCAGAGCACUGGGAGAAAUAUAUUGUAAUUGCAUGAGUUCUGCACAGGUUCAAAAACAGUUUUCCUGCUGUAUCUGUAUAUUUGUUAAGAAAAUUAAAUGUCCUAGUUUGAUCCAUUUAUAUUUUUUAGCAUUUAUCAGAGAAAUGAGCUUUGUUGGAAGUAGAUCUUUUCUACAUGGAUCUCCCCUUUCUAAUGCCUGCUUUGAUAAUCCAUUAAACAUCAGCAGUUAAAAAGUAACUUGAGAAGAAUACUUUGAAACAAUUACCCACAUUGGUUUGGUGUGGAAGACUGUGGAAAGACUGUUUUGGAGUUUGUUUUUUUUUUUCUGUUGCAUUGUUUUGGUUUGAGAUGCUGGUGCUCUGGUGAAAUCCAGUGGUUAUUUCAUACAGUGCAUCCGGAAAGUAUUCACAGUGCUUCACAUUUUGUUAUUUUACAGCCUUAUUCCAAAAUGGAUCAAAUUCAUUCAUUUUUGCGAAUUUAUUAAAAAUAAACACCAAAAAAAUCACAUGUACUUAAGUAUUCGCAGCCUUUGCCAUGACACUCAAAAUUGAGCUGAGGUGCAUCCUGUUUUCACUGAUCAUCUUCUCGAUGUUUCUACAACUUGG